GGAAGUGCGGAGAUAAUGCUGUUGAGAAAUGUGGAGCGGUUUAGAAAUAUAUUUACUGGUUCUGUAGUAAGUCUAGGUUUGUUGCGUUGUCGCUUGUUGUAUCAUACAACUAUUCGCGCUGGGAGCGUGAACAUUGUGUAGGCCUGGUUAUGUAUUUUCUAUACGGGCACGACUACUUUCGAAAGUAAAGAGACAACAACUCAAGUGCUUCUCUGAAUAAGUGAAGACCCAAAGUCAGUAACUCCUUUACUUGGAAGGUUAUGAAGGCAUUUAAGUUCCCAGCACGACAUGGCUAUUCAGUGGAGAUAUCACCGUUUAUUCCAACACGAUUGGCGUGUGCGACAUCCCAGUACUAUGGAAUUGCAGGUUGUGGAACACUACUUGUGCUAGAGCAGACUGAGACAGGUAUCACUCUUGUUAAAAGUUUGGACUGGAACGAUGGUUUGUUUGAUGUGACUUGGAGUGAGAGUAAUGAGCAUAUUCUGGUCACGGGGGGAGGAGAUGGGUCUCUGCAGGUCUGGGACACAGCCAACCCACAGCCCCGCCCUCUGCAGGUGCUCAAAGAGCACACCCAGGAGGUCUAUUCUGUUGACUGGAGUCAGACACGGGAGGAGAACCUGGUGGUGUCAGGCUCAUGGGAUGGCACCGCCAAAGUGUGGGAUCCCAGCUGCGGAGGCGUGUCACUCUGCACUCUCCAGGGUCAUGAAGGGGUCAUUUACAGCACGCUGUGGUCUCCUCACAUCCCAGGGUGCUUUGCUUCAGCAUCAGGGGACGGGACGCUGCGGGUGUGGGACGUGAAGAGUGGGAGGUGCCGACUGGCCAUCCCAGCCCACAGGGCAGAGGUUCUGAGCUGUGAUUGGUGCAAAUAUGAUCAGAACGUGGUGGUGACCGGAGCUGUGGACUGUAGCCUGUGUGUGUGGGACCUGCGAAACGUCCGCGAGCCUCUGUCCCGACUACUUGGUCAUUCCUACGCCAUACGACGAGUAAAGUUCUCUCCAUUCAACCAGACAGUGUUGGCGUCCUGUUCUUAUGACUUCACAGUCAGGUUCUGGGACUACUCCAGGAGGGAGCAGCCCCUGCUGGAGACCCUGGAGCACCACUCGGAGUUUGUCUGUGGCCUCGACUUCAACCUGCACAUCCCCAACCAGGUGGUCGAUUGCUCAUGGGACGAGACUGUGAAGAUCUACACACCUCCAUGCCUUGCUGCCCCAGCGUUGAGUGCCCCAUAGACUCUUAACUGCCCUGCCGCAAGGAACAGGAGGGAGGACUGCACGGCGGGGGAUUUCAAUCACAGUAGUGGCAUCUGCCAAAGCUUCAGUGCUGUAAAAAGGAGGCCUUGGGGACACGUCAUCAUAGCCCCGCACACACAACGGAGUCUGAAUGCUGAUAGGCUGGAGGGAUUCUUCCCGUUCUGUUAAUCUGUCGUAGAGAUGGCUGCUACUCAACGCAAAUGCACAUUUCAAAUGUGCGGGAUAUGAUGUUUGUACUUGUUUCUAGAAAAGAUGUGGUCGUAUAGUGAUAUUUUAUGGAUUAGUGUGAGGUUGGACCUUUUAAUUAAAUCACAUAAUUUUUUGGGAUUCACUACGGAUGAACUAACUUCACUAACAUGAACAAACCAGUCCACGUAUGCUCCCCAAUGCAUUUAGUGGGAAGGUGAAGCUAAACCACUAAUUAUGUUGUUAUAUUGCAGCACUGGCAGUUGUUUCAUUUGAGGAUACAAUACGGAAUAUCACCAUGUAUUUCAAGGCAUUUUCAUCUGAUUUACAUUUUAGAAAUAAAAGCGUUAUAGCUCAGCAGUUCCACGACAUGAUGGAAUUGUCCAUUCAUGUUUGCACAAAUUAAAUCAUAAAAUGUGCCAAAAGUUUAGUAUUACAUCCUAAAUUCCUAGCCUAGAAUUACUAUAUUUAAUUUAUUUUCCUUUUUUUGUUUUAGCCUGUAGAAACUGGAGAUUCAUUUUGAUGUUAGCAUGACUGUGGUUACUCCGUUAUGAAACAUUAUUAGUCAGAAAUGUAAUGAAACAAAGAUCAUAAAACCCCACCAAGUAUUAAGAAUUUGGGAUUUAACGUUUACCUUUUUAUUCCAAAUGUAUAUGUAGGUAAAUGGAGCUUAACACAGAUUUAUGAUCUUGUCAGACUUUCUAUUGUAUUGGAAUGCUCUUUCUAAAAAUAUUAAAGUAAUGAAUGUGACUGAAGGUUCUCUGUGUUCUGGAAGGAAAGUAGGGGAAAUAUCCCUAAUUUAUCCUUAAACAAUGCCAGCCUUGUUUUUGCUUAAUGCAUGAAUUACAAUGCUGAGGCCUUUCAAUUGUGAAUUUUCAUAAUAAAAGUGUCUGGAACUCGU
This is a messenger RNA of Esox lucius (northern pike), 2337 nucleotides long. RefSeq names its product peroxisomal biogenesis factor 7 (gene pex7). The transcript is spliced from 10 exons. Gene Ontology annotation, molecular function: protein binding. Gene Ontology annotation, cellular component: peroxisomal matrix; cytosol. Bases 261 to 1229 code for a protein of 322 amino acids. NCBI's taxonomy places the organism in Eukaryota, Metazoa, Chordata, Actinopteri, Esociformes, Esocidae. The record is from RefSeq and is a predicted model, not a curated record. Gene Ontology annotation, biological process: protein import into peroxisome matrix.